Molecule: messenger RNA, 2369 nt
Organism: Polypterus senegalus (gray bichir)
Lineage: Eukaryota; Metazoa; Chordata; Cladistia; Polypteriformes; Polypteridae
Gene: moxd1
Product: monooxygenase, DBH-like 1
Exons: 12
Coding region: 292-2121 (609 amino acids)
Biological process (GO): octopamine biosynthetic process; dopamine catabolic process; norepinephrine biosynthetic process
Cellular component (GO): secretory granule membrane
Molecular function (GO): copper ion binding; dopamine beta-monooxygenase activity
Source: RefSeq, a predicted model, not a curated record
CACGGAAACUAUACUGUCAGUUCUGUGCAUUCUGAUUUUGUCUACUGUGUAAGCGGGAACACAGCAUGCCUGCACAGAUAAAGGCAGCUCGACUUUUGCAAAUGUUGGCACUUUGAAUGGGGGGACGGGUCGGCUCACUCUGGUGACACACUCAAGACUGUUUUUGGUUGGAUACUUUCUUUUCUGGGGCGCAUGACGAAUAGCUUGGCACCAGUACAGUCAGAAAUCAAAGCUUCUGUUUGCGGACCUCGUAGUGACUUAUAAACUCUGCACAACAUCCUGACAAGUAAAAUGACUUCUCUUGGCUUUUGCGCUUUACUCCUUUUGAUGAUUAGUGAACUGCGCCAGGUGUCCUGCUCGAGACAGACCUUCACGAAUGCCGCACUUCUGGAUGCGCACGGGAAAUACCACUUAAGGUGGAGAUAUGACGAGAGAACCGUAGUGUUUGAGGUUGAAGUCGAGACCACCGGUUAUAUCGGAUUUGGACUGUCUCCCUCUGGGUCUAUGGCGCAUUCCGACAUAAUGAUUGGGGGAGUAGAAAACGGAAAGCCGUACGUGCAGGAUUUUUAUACAGGUACAAACCGAGAAGUCCAUCUGGAUCAUCGUCAAGACUAUCAUCUGGAAUAUGCAAUAGAAAAUAACACACACACCAUCUUGUGCUUCUCAAGAGACCUCAAUACUUGUGAUAUGGAUGACAAAAUAAUCACGGAAAGCACAGUAAGAGUUAUAUGGGCAUAUCACUCAGAUGACUACAAAAAUGCACACAACUAUCAUGGACUGAAUCGUGGAAGGAAGAGUCUACGCUUACUUAAUCCACAACAUUAUCAAGAUGCACUGGAGAGCCUUCCAUUUUUUGAAAUAAAAAAUCCCAACAUAACUAUACCCUUUAAAGAUACAACAUAUUACUGUCAAAUCUUCAUGCUUCCUGAAUUAAAAAGAAAACAUCACAUAAUAAGGAUUGAACCACUAAUACAAAAAGGCCAUGAAAACUUAAUCCAUCACAUUUUGCUGUAUCAGUGUGAUAGCAACCUAAACGAAAGUGAGGUUGGAAUGGGCCACGAGUGCUACCACCCCAAUAUGCCAGAUUCAUUCCUCACCUGUGAAAGUGUGUUUUUUGCAUGGGCAAUUGGUGGACAGAGCUUCUCUUAUCCAGACCAUGUAGGUCUUUCAAUUGGAACCUCAAACGAUCCAUUAUACGUGAUGAUGGAAGUGCACUAUGAUAACCCUACAUUUCAAGAAGGUCUGACUGACAGCUCAGGACUAAGACUAUUCUACACAUCAGAGCUGAGGCAGUUUGAUGCUGGUGUCUUAGAAACUGGAGUUUGGGUCAGCUUAUACCACAUCAUUCCACCAGGUGUAUCCGAAUACCUUUCAGAAGGUCACUGCACCAAGGAAUGUCUACAAGAGGUUCUAGAUCAAGAGAUGCCUUUAGGAAUUAACAUCUUUGCUGUGCUUCUGCAUUCGCACUUGGCUGGAAGAUCUCUGAGGACAAGACAUUUUAGAAAUGGAAAAGAACUUCAGUUGCUGGCAUACGAUGAUGAGUUUGAUUUCAACUUUCAAGAAUUUCAGUAUCUGAAAGAAGAACGACGUGUGUUGUCAGGUGAUCAUUUGAUUACAGAAUGCAAGUAUAAUACCAUUGACCGCAAAAAUGUAACAUGGGGCGGAUUAAGCACCAGAGAUGAAAUGUGUCUAUCAUAUCUACUCUAUUAUCCAAGAAUUGACUUAUCUAGAUGUGAAAGCCUGCCAGACCAAAUACAACAGCUUACAUUUAUUGGCGUGAAAGAAAUUUAUUCACCAGUAACUGCCUGGCCAUUUAUUAUAAAAAGUCCCAAGAAAUACAGGAAUCUUACAUUCACUGAUGCCAUGGAUACAUUUAAAUGGUCCAAGAAGAAAGGGUUGGCCUUCAACAAAUUUGUUCUUCAACAGCCAAUAAAUGUGAGAUGUUCCAAGCACAACCAAGAAGAAUGGCCGGUUCAUGGAAUGUUAGUAUCUCCCCCAGUAAAAGAAGAGGUCACUCAGUUUCUUCCUACUGUUUGCAACAGAGCUCCGCAUGUGAAUAGAAUAUUUAUAAUUAAAGUAUUUUUAGUCACUGUCACUUUUGUGUUUUAUUUAGAUAUUUGACUUGAACAUCUGUGUAAAUAAUAUCCUUUUUUUGCAAUAUCAAGUUGUAGCAGAUGUAUGGAGAGAACAGGUGACUGUCCCAAAGGAAAUAUUUAAACAGUUAAUAAUCUGAACUAUUUCAAAAUUUUUUGAAGUUGUAAAUCCAUUGGUGUGUAUUUCUGGAAAAGUCAGAUGCCAAUGUCUUUUGAAGCUGUAUGUGUUCAUUUUGAUACACUGUCAUUUUUAUAAAAAUAAAAAAUAAAAACCUG